Messenger RNA from Bacillus rossius redtenbacheri, 5862 nucleotides. It is a transcript of the gene Khc, whose product is annotated as kinesin heavy chain. Gene Ontology annotation, cellular component: microtubule. The record is from RefSeq and is a predicted model, not a curated record. The coding region runs from base 381 to 3389 and encodes 1002 amino acids. NCBI's taxonomy places the organism in Eukaryota, Metazoa, Arthropoda, Insecta, Phasmatodea, Bacillidae. The transcript is spliced from 18 exons. Gene Ontology annotation, molecular function: microtubule binding; microtubule motor activity; ATP binding. Gene Ontology annotation, biological process: mitotic cell cycle; microtubule-based movement.
CCGUCCCCGUCAAACUGCACCGCACGUAGAUUGCGGUAGUGUGGGCAGCAUUCAUUUUAGAACGUAUUUAGGAAAGUGCUACCUUGAUUCGUUCCCGUCAAGUGUCUUAAGCUACCACGUAGUGCCGCGAUAACUACAACAGCGUCGUUUAGGUUUCGUGCUGAAUUCUGUUUUAAAAUCAACUUUAAUGUGACUUUCCAAUUAAUCUUUCCAGUCAGCUGGACGGGCCCCCAGCGUAGGACGAAUGGUAGCCAUUUUUGUGGAAGUUGUCAAUAAUCUUGAUGGGGUUUUUAAUUCUUCGUUUAAACAGUAAUGAGCGCACGGUUUUAAGUUCCAGUUUUCUGUAGAUUUUAGCACCGCAUAUUGUAGACGCCGAGAAAAUGUCUGCCGAACCGCCUGUUCGUGAAAUAGCUGCAGAGGAUAGCAUCAGAGUAGUUUGCCGUUUCAGGCCAUUAAACGACUCCGAAGAAAAAGCUGGUUCGAAAUUCAUCUGUAAAUUUCCCUCUGGCUCAGAUGACAACUGUAUAUCUAUAGGGAGUAAAGUAUUCCUGUUUGACAAAGUAUUCAAACCUAACGCAACGCAAGAGAAGGUCUACAAUGAAGCAGCAAAGUCCAUUGUGUCAGACGUGCUGUCGGGGUUCAACGGCACCAUCUUCGCGUACGGCCAGACGUCUUCGGGCAAGACGCACACGAUGGAGGGGGUGAUCGGGGACCCGGCCAAACAGGGCAUCAUCCCGCGCAUCGUCAACGACAUCUUCAACCACAUCUACGCCAUGGAGGAGAACCUGGAGUUCCACAUCAAGGUGUCCUACUUCGAGAUCUACAUGGACAAGAUUCGGGACCUGCUGGACAUAUCGAAAGUGAACCUGAGCGUUCAUGAAGACAAAAACAGAGUGCCGUUUGUGAAAGGUGCGACUGAGCGAUUCGUCUCGAGCCCUGAGGAAGUGUUCGAGGUGAUUGAAGAAGGGAAGGCCAACAGGCACAUUGCGGUCACCAACAUGAACGAGCACAGCUCUCGCUCCCACAGUGUGUUCCUGAUCAACGUGAAGCAGGAGAACUUGGAGAACCAGAAGAAGCUGUCUGGCAAGCUGUACCUCGUGGAUCUUGCCGGCAGCGAGAAGGUGAGCAAGACCGGUGCCGAAGGCACAGUGCUGGACGAAGCGAAGAACAUCAACAAGUCACUGUCGGCGCUGGGGAACGUGAUAUCUGCGCUGGCGGAUGGCAACAAGACGCACAUUCCUUACCGAGACUCGAAGCUGACCCGUAUCCUGCAGGAGUCGCUGGGCGGCAACGCUCGCACGACCAUUAUCAUCUGCUGCUCGCCAGCAUCGUUCAACGAGGCGGAGACAAAGUCCACGCUCGAGUUUGGCAAGCGGGCGAAGACCAUCAAGAACGUGGUGUGCGUGAACGAGGAGCUGACGGCGGAGGAGUGGAAGCGGCGCUACGAGAAGGAGAAGGAGAAGGUGGCGAGGCUCAAGGGCAAGCUGGAGAAGCUGGAGCUGGAGCUGAGCCGGUGGCGCUCAGGCGAGACGGUCAACCUGGAGGAGCAAGUCAACCUGCAGGGAGGCGGUGUGCCGCAGGAGGCGGAGGCAGCCACCCCCGUGGCGCCGCCCCCGGAGGCGCCCCCCGCGGUGGUGCUGGGCCCCAUGCCCGCCACGCCCAGCGGGGGCGUCAUGCUGGGCUCGCUGUCCAACGAGGAGCGGCAGAAGCUGGAGGAGGAGCGGGAGGGCCUGUACCAGCAGCUGGACGAGAAGGACGAGGAGAUCAACCAGCAGAGCCAGCUGCUGGAGAAGCUGAAGGAGCAGAUGCUGGAGCAGGAGGAGCUGAUCGCGGCCACGCGGCGCGACUACGAGCUGCUGCAGCAGGAGAUGAACAAGAUCCAGCAGGAGAACGAGAGUGCCAAGGAGGAGGUGAAGGAGGUGCUGCAAGCGCUGGAGGAGCUGGCCGUCAACUACGACCAGAAGAGCCAGGAGGUGGAGACCAAGAACAAGGAGUUCGAGUCGCUCACCGAGGAGCUCAUGCAGAAGCAGUCGGCCCUGAACACAACGUCGUCGGAGCUGCAGCAGCUCAAGGACAUGUCGUCGCACCAGAAGAAGAGGAUCACGGAGAUGCUGACCAACCUGCUGAAGGACCUCGGGGAGAUGGGCGUGGCCAUCGGUGGUGACGGGGAGCUCAAGAUCAACGCGGACAACAACGGCAAGCUGGAGGAGGAGUUCACGGUGGCACGGCUCUACAUCUCCAAGAUGAAGUCAGAGGUGAAGAACCUGGUGCAGCGCUGCCAGGGCUUGGAGUCCCACCAGGUCGACAGCAACAAGAAGAUGUCGGAGAACGAGCGGGAGCUGGCGGAGUGCCGGCUGCUGAUCUCGCAGCACGAGGCGCGCAUGCGCUCGCUGCAGGAGAGCAUGCGCGAGGCGGACAGCAAGAAGCGGGCGCUGGAGGAGGACGUGGACUCGCUCCGAGAGGAGUGUGCCAAGCUGAGGGCAGCGGAGCAGGUCCACGCCGUGGCGAGCCGCGAGAAGGCAGAGGAGAGGGCGCAGGCCGGCAAGAUGAAGGUGGCGCUGGAGGUGCAGAUGGACCAGCUCCGGGACGCCCACCAGCGGCAGGUGGCCGCCCUGCGGGACGAGGUCACGGAGAAGCAGGCUGCCAUCAACGAGCUCAAGGACAUGAACCAGAAGUCCAGCCUGGCACUGCAGCAGAUGCAGCAGGACUACGAGAAGCUGAAGCAGGAGGAGACGGAGAAGAGCAGCAAGCUGCAGGAGCUGAUCCUGACGAACGAGAGGCGAGAACAGGCCCGCAAGGACCUCAAAGGGCUGGAAGACACUGUGGCUAAAGAGCUUCAGACACUGCACAACUUGCGCAAGUUGUUCGUCCUGGACUUGCAGGCAAGAAUCAAGAAGUCUGUGAGCGCGGAGGACAACGAAGACGACGGCGGCUCGCUGGCCCAGAAGCAGAAGAUCAGCUUCCUGGAGAACAACCUGGACCAGCUGACGAAGGUGCACAAGCAGCUGGUGCGGGACAACGCAGACCUGCGCUGCGAGCUGCCCAAGCUGGAGAAGAGGCUGCGGGCCACCAUGGAGCGCGUCAAGGCCCUGGAGUCGGCGCUGAAGGACGCGAAGGAAGGGGCGAUGAAGGACAGGAAGCGCUACCAGUACGAGGUGGACCGCAUCAAGGAGGCCGUGCGGCAGAAGAACCUGGCCAGGCGUGGAGCCACUGCGCAGAUCGCGAAGCCCAUCCGAGCCGGCCAGCAGCACCACCACCUGGGCGGGCCGGGCAACAUGCGGCCCCCGCCCCUCGUCACCGGCGGCCUCAGCAGGGUCAUUGUGGAUGACGACGUGCGCAAGAAGAUCAUCAGGACUGGAGGCGGCAACAGGGAGAUGACGGAGAGCUGAGGAGGUGUCGUACGUCUGCCGUAGGGGACGUAGCCAGCGUAGUCUCUGUACACUCAUUCUCGAAACACUUUGAUCCAAAUGUCAUUGCUGGCAACCAUUCACUCACACCUUCUACCAUGUAUUGUCUCGCCUGAGCCAAGCGAAACCAGUAAUCACCUAUUCUUUCCUUUUGUCUUUGCGGUGCUGCUUGUACGUUAAUCAUGUAUCCUAAUGGGGCAUUGUCGUUGUGCAUGCCAGCUGCCCUGCCCAGUAUUAAUAAUAUAGCUGUAAAGUCUUCUGGGCAUCAGCGUGUUGUGCAUUUUCAGUCUAUCUCAUGGGAAAUGGCGGUGGUUGAAUUUAGUAGAAAAUAAGGAAUUGGUUGGAUAUAAAUAGGCUUUUAUUAAACAUUAUUUAUGUAUAUGUUAGUGUAUUUAUGACUUGCUUUUAGUGACGCUGAUAUUACAACCAAAGAAUGAAGAUUGAGCCAGUGGCGCAUUUAAGAUACGUAAGAAAAAUGUGAUGGGCGUGGUUUUAUUCUUGAACCUAUCUUGUGCAAGUUUUGUGAAAAUGCCACUUGAAUUUUCAUCGUGCUGCAUAGCAGAGGGCUAAAUUUUUGACCAUAAAAUAUGUUGGUCUGUGGCCAAUAAAAAUAAUUUUAUUUAAUGUUUUUUCAUGUUUUUUGUUCCUGGCUUUUGUAAUUGUAAUUAAAGCAAAAAGUAAGGAGAUAUUAACUAUGUACUACUAAAAAUAACAAUUUUGUAGGCUGUAUGAAAACUUGUGUAAAUUUAGUGAGGCAUAUGCUUAAAAACCUACUACUGCUUUUUAGGGUCUGUCUUUUGUUUUCUUCUGUGUUUUAAGAUAAAAAGAAACAUAAAGUUGUGACUGUGUGAAAGAUUACAAUAGACUUUUUAAAUUAAGUAAUCAGUCCGAAGCCUAAAAGUUAAUGGAACUUGAAAGUAUUGGCUGCAGUUCUUCUGGAGAGGUGUCCUUGGUGCAAAAUCUGUCAUGCUUGUGUGAAAAGGCAGGUCAUGUAUUGUUUGUGUGGGAUUGUUCUGUAGUGUGGCUCGCUUCUGCAUGUUUUGAGCGGAACGCACUGAGUCCACGACAACUGAUCUUGCCGAGCUACGGCACCUGCGCCAGUGCUGCAGACGUCGGUUCGGAAGUCUGAAUGCCGGCUUAGCGGUCAGCUAAGCUCCCAAGUGCAAUUCUGACCAAAGAUGACAGCAGAUGUUUGUACGAACUCAUCCGUCAGUUACCAGCGAGUGUUUGCGCGUGGAGCAGCUAUAAAAGCAUUUGGGGAAGGUUCCAUCUUUUUGUAUUGACCUUGUGGUUAAGUUCUUGCUCAUCUUUGGUUAAACAGAAUUUGUUUCGGGGAAGUGGUUUCAGAAUGUUAUAGUUUUAUUUUGAAGCUUUAGGAUUUGCUACUUUAUUUAUUAUUUGUGAUCAUUCAUAUUUUAUGAAUUUAAACUUUUUAACUAUUGCUAUUUAUAAGUGAUGAGUGAUUUGUUUAAACUCUUAGAGUUAGCCUAGUGAUAACUUUGUCUAUUUAUUUCUCCAAGAGCCCCCUCCUUAAAAGAAAAGUUGUUUAUUAGUGUGUAACAGUUUUCGACUGGCGACAGCACACCCUUUCUGUUCAACCACCCGACAGUGGCAUUCCAGAAUUUUUGAAGCAGUCCACCCCUAUGUGUUUGUUCAAGAUGUAAAAACAUGUUACUACUAAAGCCACCCUGUAACAAUAAUUACUUAGUUGUAAGAUGAUACAUUGUUGCAAUUUGUGGAAACGAGCUUGAAUGUAAAGGAACAUCAGUUAUAUUUUUUAACAACACGGUGCAAUGGUUCAAAGCAAUUAUUUUUGUUGCUGUGUGUGGAAAAAAAAUAAUUAAAAAUCAAGUUAUCUUGCACUUAAUACUGUAUUGUUAGCAGUCAUAGAAUUGUGUGUGUGUUUUAAUUUUUUUUUUAUAGGAAACAAUUUUUUUUCUAUUUUGCUUCCUUGCAUACGUAGUUGUUUCUGUAGUACGUACUGUCGCUCGUUUAUCGUUGAAAGCUGCUUGUGCAUUGUUGCCAUCUGCGUUUGCUCUUCCCUCCUUGCGUUGUCGCAGUACAUCACCAGUAUUUCUAGUGAGGCAUCAUUCCUCGAUUGAGUGGGGUGGUUGGACGUUAUUGGACGGCCAGGAGCAUGCUAGCCAGAGGUUCUUGCCAGUGAAGGCUCGGAAUAGUGUUGUUGGCUCGUUACAGGUGUGCAUCACUCGAUAAACUGUGCAAGUUUUUAUAGUUACAUGUGUUAAGUUUUUUCCAGUAUUUAUUUUUUUUAUUAAACAGAAACUACUUUUGUAGACCGCACCUUUUUCUUGGUGGCUUGCUAUAGCCUUCCCUGUUGUAAAAUACUCACUCAAUUGUUGGAUAGCAGUUUGAGACAAAAUUUUCAUAUAAAUUGUGGAGUAAAAUUGUAUGAACAUGUUUUGAAUUUGACAACUGAAUAAACUUAUGCUUAAUA